GGGAAUACGGAGAAAAUCAGCUCUGCGUCUCACGCAAACGACGCCGCGGGCGGAGGUCGACGACGGAAACGGCGGCUGGGACACCAAGUGGACGUUCCCGUCGGAUCUGACCACAGAGAACGCCCUGUUUCCCGCUUGUCACCUGAUUGCUGAGCUGUCACGGGCAGUGCUGGCACCUGACACGGUGCCCACCUGCGUUCUCUGUGCUCCCUGGGGGUCUUAGCCGCACCGACCGUCCCUGCUAAUCAAGUGCUCGUGCGGUGGAGUAGCUCCGGAGUUGCCUGGUUUGUGCCGGCAUUGCGACAGUGCCUGCGUCGCCAGAGGCAGCUGCUAGGGAAAGCCCCUGUCUGCUGUGAAAGAAAAGUGGGGAGAGCCUCUUCCGUUCCUGCUGCCCUGCUUUCACCGUAGUUUCCAAGCUACCAUCAAACUCCCGAACCCGCUGCAAAGCGACGCGCUGUCGGCACAAUGGGGGCUGACAACUCGGAGCUGACCGUACCGAGCCAGUGUCUUCCGAUGUCCGUUGACGAUUUAAGACCUCGGAGUCCAAGGCUACAAGUUGGUCUGGCAGAGCGCGGUGGAAUGGAAAAACGAGUAGAAGCAAGCAAAAAGCAGCCAGCGUGGAAGCUUUCCCGGCCGGCAGUGAUUAUUCAAGCCGGUGCGGCGCGCAGCAGCAAACCGGCAGCGCCUUGGAGCAGCAGCCUGGACCAGUGGGUCAUAGGCGCUGCGUGCGUGGCCACGACGUUCAUGACGGGUGCGACGUUGCGCACCAUAGGCUUCCUCUUCGUCAACUUCCUCUCAAAGUUUGAAGCCACCAGGCAGCAGACGGCGUGGUCCGUCAGUUUCACCUCAGCGGGUGUAGCGUUCUCAGGAGUCCUGUGCAAAUUCUUGCUGCGGUGGUCACCUCCUUGGCCUUUGAUAAUGGUCGGCUCGGCGUGCCAAUUGGCUGGGAUGUUCGGCGCGUACUGUGCCACAAAUGUCACUAUCCUGGCACUGACCUUCGGCCUCUUACAUGGAAUUGGGGCCGGCAUGGUGUUCGUCCUGACUGGCACAUUCAUCGAGCGUACAUUCGCGGUCACCAAGCGUCGCCUCCUGAUGCAGCUGAACAUGGUGGCGUUCUGUGCUGCAGGCUCGUUCUUCCCUCGCAUACUGCUCUACCUGGCGCAGGAAUUCGGCUAUUCUUGGAUGAUGCUCUUUCUUUCGGGAGUUAUGCUCAACGUGCCGGUGCUCUGCGUGCUGUUCAGGCCCAGACCAAAUCCCGAGGAAAACAACAACGUCUUGCCUACAACAACAGUGCAGAAAAUUUUCAGCGUCGAGCAGGGAGCCGGCAAGCUGAGCAACUCAGAAAACGUCGGAACACCAGUACCUGAGUCAAUAUUUACCAAGCCCCUGUUUUACGUCACUGCACUGACGCACCUGAUCUUCUUCUACGUCAUCAAUCUCUUUGCCAGCAUAUCUGUGGACACGAUUCUAAGCAAAGGCAUUCCCGUCAUUCUUGCUAUUACCAUCGCACCUUCGGUGUCUGUGCUAGAUUGUGUUGGCCGCGUCCUGAUGCCGUUGGUGACUGAGAAGGGACACGUGAAGAGAUCGACCCUUGUAAUGAUGGACUACUUAUUUAUUGGCGUAGGAUUUAUCCUCAUUUCUUUUAUCCGGACUUAUCCUCCAAUGCUGGUCACGUGUCUCGGUUUUGGCGUCUUCAGUGGUCAUGCUAUUGCUGUGCACAACUCGCUCAUGGGUGAUGUUGUUGGAGCAGACCAACUGAACUUGAGCAACGUUAUUGUGACGUGCAUUGCCACAGUAUCCUUCCUUACGAAGCCUCUCCUUUUUGGUUUCUUCAGGGACAUGCAGGGAUCUUAUGACAACCUGUACCGCAUCAUGAGUGGCCUCAUGUUCCUCAAUGCUUUAGUCUGGCUAGUCGUAAACCUUACGGACAGGUUCCGUAAGAAGCGAACGUGGACAACGAGAGAUUCUCAGCUCCAGCUGUGCGAUCUUCCUACGCUCACCGGCUACCAAGUCAUGGAUUUGACUUCGUUGAUGGCGUGAUAACGCUCGCGCUGAACCACACGCGUUUCACCACGUAGCCAACUGCAAGUAGCCGAACACUUGAGGCGUAGCGCGACAAUUAAUAGAAAGCAUAGCGAAAUCUCAUGUAUGUUCCUGUCUGUCGGGACUUUUCAGGGAAUGUCGUUUUUGAUAGGCAACCUGAAAGAAUUUGCAGAUUUGAAAUGUUGUUGUUUUCUGAUACAUCUACGGUAAUAUAAUUACCUAUGAAUGUACCAUGUUUGGUCGUCAUAUUGCUCAUGGCAGCUGUUGAUGUGCCAAAACGUAAGGAUCACAAACUUGUGCCUAUUGAUCUACUUCAAAAAAAAAAGAUUAGGUUUUAGGAACAGAAAUUCCUGUUUCAGCUUGGAAAACAUUAAGCUGGUUUUUCUAUCUACACAUGUGAGGGUUUGCAUAGCUACUUUAUAUGUUCCUGAUCCAAUUGUUCUUACCUUUAUGCCUGCAAAUUUCCAGCGUCGGAUAUGUCGCUUUUAACCAUCGGUUUGUGUCUUACCGUUCUUAUUUUUUCUCUAGAUUUACGCUUAACAUGAUUGUGCCGAGUGUUUGGUAAUAAUGUCAAUCACGAUGGUUCGCAGCUGAUGGUGCAGUGAAUAUGCUGAAUAUAAAUUUUGUGUAGAGUAGUGUGUUAAACGCACGUUACGUGGAAUUCUUGCUGCACACCAGUGCUGCCACAAACACUUGGCCUUUAUAAUUAAUAAAUUGAUCUGAACUAUGCGCAAAAGCAAAAUCUUGCAGCGCUCAACACAACUUUUUCGGUGAAUUAUUGUUUUAAGAUUCUGCGUCUGCAUAUCUGUCCGUAGCUUCUCGCUUCCUACGCACCUCUGUAGAUUUGUCAUAGAUCAAUGAAGGCACUGCAGUCAAGUCUGUGAUAACUGUGUAGACAUUGAGGUGAUUGACACCACGUCACAGCAAUGUCAGUACAGUGUUAAUGUUAGGUAUUCUUACACUUAUUGUUUAUGUGAUCUUACCUUUUUAGUGAUUGAAAACAUUUUAUUCGCGCGAAAGUAUAGUUUAGGCUAGUAUAACUCGUUGUUGGGCUAGUUGGUGCAUUGCAUCCAGGAAAUAUAUCCAGCCAGAAACAGACGAACACAGGAAGCUUUCCUGUCUCCUUCCCCAUUUCCUGCGUUCGCGUGUUUUGCUGGAUAUAUUUCCUGGAUAGUUAGACGUGCGCUUACGCAAAUCCGGAGUGACGUCGCCUAGUAGUACGGUUCUUCUAAUGUGAAGGUUGUUUAGAGGAGCCCCUAAUCUGUGUUCGAUGUGCCUAAAAGCGUUCAAGGGUAAUGAUGAAUUUUAAACUAAGAUUCGGACAGUGUAUUUGACACUCAUUGAGCUUAAACUGUGCUAUUAAGAAACUCUUCUUGUGUGUUUUGCGUUGUGUACUUGCCAAUUUCUUUUUGCGCCAUAUUAACAGAAAUACGUAUCCCAGAAUAGCAAUCGCAGAGAACGAUGAUUCUUCCAUGCUUAUGUCAUCGGAAGUCACAAACACAGUGUAGCGAUCCUGUCUCAGCUUCCGAUGUGCAGUGGGACGUGCAGAUCGAAACGUUUGUGAUCUCAGCACGCACAAACGCGUCGCGAUUCAAACUUGUGCUUUGACAAGGCUGAGUGCUGACCAGCUCAACCCACUGAUCGAAAGUUGACUGCAAUUAGCACCCGAAAAAGGUGCCUUUGCUGAGUCUUGGGACACCCAGACGUCGCGGUGUCUGACUGCUUGCAACUUUCCAGCUUAACCACCACUUAACAGGUGUAUUGUUGGAGCCCCUUUCGAUAACCGGGUUACAGUAAUGAAUCAAUACAUUGACAAGUGACGUCAUUCACUUAGUGGAGUCUAUAUAGUAGUUGGAGAGGGGUUGUUCUGCUGAACACCUGUUCAGGACUGUUCUGAGUACUAUGUUGAGAGGCGAAAUAAACUAACGUUUUUUUUGGCGAAGAAUAUGUCAAACAUAAACGAUGGCAUGCGGAGGGUUUUACUGAAUGAAAAAGUUGCAAGGUGUGUGAAUAAAAUUUUCUCGGACUUUAAGGAUUCUGUUCUGCUGCAGAACAUUCGACAGUAUUAUUAAUCCGAAGUUCUACACUUUGCUAAGAUCAUGUUCGUUUGCGUCACCGCUAAGCGUUUUUGUAUUUGUGCGUGUGUUACUAUAGCGCAAUUGUAAUUUUCCUGUCGAACACGUCAGCCGUAUUAUGUUGAGUACCUUUAUCGUUUAGUGCUACUAUUCUUCGUUAUCGUGUUGCUUGUUUUAAAAUUUAUCAGGCACGUUAGUUUUCAUCAUGAGAAGUUCGUGGAUGUUGGGGCUCUUUUUGGUUGUACUCUUGGCCGUGCUAGUCAGCUACUUGCCCAAAAUGUUCAAUUUUCAUAGAAGAUUUUCAUCACAGCUCACGUGCAUUUCCGGCAGUCGAGAUUGAAAACCAUUUUAAAAAGUAUUGUAUUUACGUGCGCUGGGUCAUCCAAUGUAUAUUAAUAUAUGUCAUUGUCUGUGUUAUCUAAAAUAAAGCAUUUUACUAUC
Rhipicephalus sanguineus (brown dog tick) is the source of this 4559-nucleotide messenger RNA. Its product is annotated as monocarboxylate transporter 12. Bases 466 to 2040 code for a protein of 524 amino acids. The record is from RefSeq and is a predicted model, not a curated record. Lineage: Eukaryota; Metazoa; Arthropoda; Arachnida; Ixodida; Ixodidae. Gene Ontology annotation, biological process: transmembrane transport. Gene Ontology annotation, molecular function: monocarboxylic acid transmembrane transporter activity. The transcript has 8 exons.